Protopolystoma xenopodis is the source of this 705-nucleotide messenger RNA. Lineage: Eukaryota; Metazoa; Platyhelminthes; Monogenea; Polystomatidea; Polystomatidae. The record is from the annotation of a GenBank genome assembly.
UCUCUAUCCUUCUCCAUCCAUUUCCCUUCUCUUUCUCUCUCUUUUCCGACCACCCAUGUCGAUCUCCCAAAUACUGUAACUCCAGUCUCCGACCAAGCUUCUGGACGCUCAGAAUUAGCUGCUCAUGAUGCUCCUGCACCAUCCGCUUCGUCAAAUCAGCCGCCGCAGUCGCAGUUGCCGUCUCAGCAUCCCGGAGCACCUUCUUCCCGUGACAACUCGUCAGCAUCUGUCUCGCUCUCUUCCUCACUCUUCCCUCCGCUGCCGUCGGCCCCGUCACCCUCCUCCUCCUCCUUCUCCUCUCCGUCAUCGUCGCAUCUGGCCACUUCACUUACCGCGCUGGGGUCAAAGUUGAACGCUGUUGAUGACAAGAGAGCCCCGUUUAACACGGCUCUGUCUGUUGGUGGCAGCAGCGAGGCGGUCAGCAUGACAGCUUGGCUCUUCGCCUGCAUCAGCAGUCUGGCGGCUCUGAGCCUCGUGGCUUGUCUGCUCGGCCUGAUCUUUCGUCGUCGACACUGGAACUGGCUUGCCGGCAAGCCGGAGACAAAAGCGACGACGAAGGCGACGGUGUCGACGACGCCAGUGACGCCGACGACGACGAUGACCGUGACGACGACAGCGGCGAUGGCGCUAACGACUACGAUGACGACGAGGCAGCAGAGAAAGCCUACGCAAGUACAAAAUCAUCAGCUCCAGACGCUUGCGUAA